AUGGCCGACCCGACCCAAGAACCCGAUACCCGAAAGCUCCGAAACAUCUGCAUCCUGGCCCACGUGGACCACGGCAAGACCACCCUCUGCGACCACCUCAUCUCCGGCUCCGACAGCGGCAUCAUCCACCCCAAGCUCGCCGGCCGCCUCCGCUACAUGGACUCCCUCCUCGAGGAGCAGCGCCGCGCCAUCACCAUGAAAAGCUCCUCCAUCGCUCUCCGCCACCGCGGCCACUCCGUCACCGUCAUCGACUCCCCGGGCCACAUGGACUUCUGCAGCGAAGUCUCCACCGCCGCACGCCUCAGCGACGGCGCGUUGAUCCUCGUGGACGCCGUCGAGGGCGUCCACAUCCAGACGCACGCCGUCCUCCGCCAGGCCUGGAUCGAGAAGCUCACGCCGUGCCUGGUGAUCAACAAGAUCGAUCGGCUCAUCUCCGAGCUCGAGAUGAGCCCUAGGGAGGCCUACAUUAGGUUAUUGAGGAUUGUUCAUGAGGUUAACAACAUUGUUAGUGCUUUUAAAUCCGUGAAGUAUUUGAAUGAUGUGGAUGCCAUUCUUUCGGGGCCGGCCGGCGCCGACGACGUGGCGUUUGAGGAGAUUGAGGACGAUGAGGAGCUCAUGUUUCAGCCACAGAAGGGCAAUGUGGCUUUUGUGUGUGCUUUGGAUGGUUGGGGGUUUACCAUUUCGCAGUUUGCGGAGAUUUAUAGGGAGAAAUUUGGGUGGAGUGUUAAUGCAUUGCAGAAGGCUCUAUGGGGGCCUUGGUAUUUUAAUCACAAGGAGAAGAAGAUUGUGGGGCAGAAGGGUGUGGCUGGUUUGAAGAAGGCUCGGCCGAUGUUUGUUGAGUUUGUGCUUGAGCCGGUUUGGAGUGUGUACCAGGCGGCGUUGAAGGAGAGGGAGGAGGCUGAGGUGGUGGUUAAUAAAGUGAUCAAGACGUUUAAGUUGACUAUACCACCGAGGGAUUUGAAGGGUGAUGCGAAGGGUAUGGUUCAGGCUGUGAUGAGUCAUUGGCUUCCUCUUCAUGAGGCUAUCUUGUCGAUGGUUAUUAGGUGUAUGCCUGACCCGAUUGCAGCACAGUCCUAUAGGAUUUCACGGCUACUUCCAAAGAGAGAGGGUGUGGGUGAUAUGGUUGAUUCUAGUGUACUUGCAGAGGCGGAGAAGGUGAGGAGAUCGGUUGAAGCUUGUGAUUCGAGGCCUGAGGCUCCUUGUGUUGCGUUUGUUUCGAAAAUGUUUGCUGUCUCUACAAAAAUGCUUCCAAAGUAUGGCCUGGAUGGGGAAGUUUUGGAUAAUACGUCUGAUGAGGGUGAAUUGGAUGAGUGCUUCCUUGCAUUUGCAAGGAUUUAUAGUGGGGUUCUUCGACCUGGUGAGAAAAUUUAUGUGCUUUCAGCUUUGUAUGAUCCCUCAAAAGGGGAAUCGAUGCAGAAGCAUAUUCAGGUGGCGACGUUGCAAUCUCUGUAUCUCAUGAUGGGUCAGAAUUUACAGCAUGUGCCAGAGGCGCAGGCAGGGGAUAUUGUGGCAAUCCGAGGCCUUGGGCAGCAAAUACUCAAAACCGCAACACUUUCAUCAACAAAGAAUUGCUGGCCUUUCUCCAGUAUGUCAUUCCAGGUUUCUCCUACUCUGAAAGUUGCAAUUGAGCCAUCUGAUCCUGCAGACAUGGGUGCAUUGAUGAAGGGUUUACGGCUGCUGAACAGGGCAGACCCUUUCGUAGAGGUCACGGUUUCUGCUAGAGGAGAACAUGUUUUGUCUGCUGCGGGAGAAGUACAUCUUGAAAGAUGCAUAAAAGAUUUGAAAGAUAGAUUUGCAAGGGUAGGCUUGGAAGUGUCUAAGCCUCUUGUGUCUUUUAAAGAGACCAUUUUGGGAGAUGAAUCCACACUUGAGAACUUAAAAUCCUUUCUUGCCAGUUCGGAAUAUGUUGAAAAAGCAACACAAAAUGGAAGAUGUGUUGUUCGGGUGAAGGUCCUGAAACUCCCACCUUCUCUAACUAAGGUGAUUGAUGAAAGUUCCCAUAUUCUAGCAGAUAUCCUUGGAGUCAAGGUAGAAACGAGUAAAAGUUUGGACACACAGGUUGCAAGCACUGAAGAAGGUAUGGAUCCAAUUGAAACACUAAGGAAACGUAUGAUGGAGGCUGUGGAGAGUGAUAUUUUGUCUAGUGGUGAGACUGACAAGGACCGGGCUGAGAAAUGUAAAGUACAGUGGCAAAAACUUCUUAAAAGGAUCUGGGCGCUUGGCCCUUGGCAUAUUGGCCCUAACAUCCUACUUACUCCAGAGAUAAAAGGAAAGGGUACUGACUCAUCUGUGCUCAUCCGUGGCUCCUUUCAUGUUUCUGAGAAAUUAGGAUUUGUGGAUGCUUCUGAAAAUGAGAAUGCAGCUGCUGAGACAUCUUCAGAAGUAACCGAAGCACUGUAUGCUGAAGCAGAGCGCCUUCAGAGCAGCGUUUUAUCUGGGUUUCAACUGGCAACAGCAGCUGGACCUUUAUGUGACGAGCCUAUGUGGGGUUUGGCAUUUGUGGUCGAAGCUUACAUUUCACCAUUACCUGCUCAGUCUGAUGAUUCGGAAACCUCCCACCAGCAGCCUGAGCAAUAUGGUAUCUUCACAGGACAGGUCAUGACAGCUGUUAAAGAUGCGUGUAGAGCAGCUGUGCUUCAAAAGCAACCACGGCUUGUGGAAGCUAUGUACUUCUGUGAGUUGAUUACGCCAACUGAACAAUUGGGUAAUAUGUAUGCGGUGCUUGGACGACGGCGGACCAAAGUUUUAAAGGAAGAAAUGCAGGAAGGCUCCCCAUUGUUCACUGUACAUGCCUAUGUGCCGGUUGCUGAGAGCUUUGGUUUUGCGGAUGAGCUUAGAAGAUGGACUGCUGGAGCUGCAAGUGCUCUUCUUGUGCUUAGCCACUGGGAAGCACUUGAUAAGGAUCCUUUCUUUGUUCCAAAAACGGAUGAGGAGAAAGAAGAGUUUGGCGACGGUUCUAGUGUGCCUCCAAAUACUGCUAGAAAACUGAUAAAUGCUGUAAGACGGCAGAAGGGUCUUCCGGUGGAGGAAAAAGUAGUGCAGCACGCGACAAAGCAGAGGACCUUGGCUCGUAAAGUGUAGGUAGGCAAAGUAGUAGGAUAUUGUUGAUGAGUUAAAUGUAGUGUAGAACAUUUAGGUGACAAUUCUUUGCUCCUUUUAUGGAAGUAUAGAGGUUUUUAUACUUGUAAUGUUCUAGUUUUGUUUUUGUUUUUUUAAUCGACAUUAUGUUCUUGUUACAUAUUAUUGGGAGAACUUGUAAUGUCCAAGUUCCCAAUCUUUGCUGGGAUAAUUCCUGUCAAGUGAUUCCUUGACAUAUUCAAGGUUCCCAACCUUACAAGGCUUGUCAGCUCCACAGGCAUUUCUCCUGAUAAGUAAUUCUCAGAGGGAACUCAACCCAGGAAAAUUGCAGGGUGUGACUAAAGAGUGAUUGAAUAUUAUCCUCACUCUGUAUACCUUGUCAACAGUCUUGAUCUAUCAAUGAAUCAACUUUCAGGUUCAAUCCCACCACUGGAAAAGUCCCAACAGGUAGCCAGUUUAGCACUCUUGUUGAUCCAUCAAUUUAUGAAGGCAAUGCUGCUCUUUGUGGGUAUCCGUUGCCAAAUGGUUGCCGUGAUAAUGAAGAAACACCUCACGUUCCAAGUGAAGAUGGACAAGACGAUAGUGAACUUGAAAAGCUAUGGAUCAUCAGCAGCAUGGUAGCAGGUUUCAUAGUAGGGUUCUGGGGAGUUUGUGGGAGUUUGGUCAUGAACAAGUCCUGGAGACAUGCCUAUUUCAACUUCCUUGACAAAGUGGAGUAUGCUCUAGUUGAUUUUGUUUCAGACAUUGGAAAGCAUCUGCAGAGGGGCACAG
Fragaria vesca subsp. vesca is the source of this 3849-nucleotide messenger RNA. Its product is annotated as ribosome assembly protein 1-like. Gene Ontology annotation, molecular function: GTPase activity; ribosome binding; GTP binding. Gene Ontology annotation, biological process: cytosolic ribosome assembly. NCBI's taxonomy places the organism in Eukaryota, Viridiplantae, Streptophyta, Magnoliopsida, Rosales, Rosaceae. The transcript has a single exon. The coding region runs from base 1 to 3081 and encodes 1026 amino acids. Gene Ontology annotation, cellular component: cytosol; ribonucleoprotein complex. The record is from RefSeq and is a predicted model, not a curated record.